AUGGAGCAUUUAACCGUUGUUUCAGAGCACGACUUUCAGCAUAAGGAUCCAGUAAAAACACCAGAAAAUGAGGGUUAUUUUCUUAAUGAAAAGGAAACGAAUGAGGUUAAGAGUCUCUGUAUCCGGCAUGUUCCAUUUUGGAACAAUAUCGCAAAGGAAAAAAUUGAUCUCAAGAUUGUAUCUGGUGCUCUAACCAAUCGUGUAUACCAGGCGACAUUAGUCGAUGGAGAUAAAGAUAGAUAUCCCAUAAAGUCAGUAUGUAUUAAAAAAUCAUCGACAUAUAAUUCGCUAGUGAUUGAUGAUGAUUUACAGUAUCGUAUUGCAAAAUUAUUAGGUGAUAAUAAUUUCGGACCUAGAAUAAUUGGUCGUUUUGGUGAUUUUACUAUUCAGGAAUGGGUUGAAGGAAAUACUAUGGGAAUUGAUUCAUUUCAAAAUUUAUCAGUUUUGACUGGUAUUGCUUCAUCACUGGCAAAGUUCCACAAGAAAGUUACAGAGCUGGUUCCAAAGGAAUGGGACAGAACUCCUAUGUUUUUAACCAAAAUAGCUACUUGGUCUCCACAUGUUGAAAGAAUUAUUAAAAAAUAUAAUUUGGAUUUCGAUUAUAAUGAGUUGGUUCAGAACUAUGAAAUGUUCAAAAAGAUCCUAAACAAUCACCUAAAUACAUCAAAUUCCAUCACAAACUCAAUACUAUUCUGUCACAACGAUUUAUUUUCUCUAAAUAUCCUUGAUUUUAACCAAGGCAUAUAUUUCAUUGAUUUUGAUUUUGCCGGAUUCAAUUAUGUUGGAUGGGAAAUCGCCAAUUUCUUUGUAGAGGUUACGAUUCUUUACGACCCACCGAAGCCACCAUACUUCAUUUCAUCUGAGGAAUACAAUUUAUCUGAGGAAAUGAAGACUAUUUUCAUCUCAGUAUAUCUUUCUCAAUUACUGGGCCAAAAUGUUUUACCAUCUGACGAUUUGGUAAAUGAUUUUCUACAGAGUUUAGAAAUACACACCUUGGGAGUAAAUUUAUUUUGGACUUAUUGGGGAAUAGUGAUGUCUGACAAACCGAAAAAUGAAUUAUCUAAGCCUGUUAAAUUGGAAGCUUAUGCGAUGUUCCAAUAUAAUUUAUUUAGGAAUAAUAUUAGGAGGUUAACUGAUAAUAAAAUUGUAAAUACCUAA
Molecule: messenger RNA, 1158 nt
Organism: Theileria annulata
Lineage: Eukaryota; Apicomplexa; Aconoidasida; Piroplasmida; Theileriidae
Product: choline/ethanolamine kinase, putative
Exons: 2
Coding region: 1-1158 (385 amino acids)
Biological process (GO): phosphatidylcholine biosynthetic process; phosphatidylethanolamine biosynthetic process
Cellular component (GO): cytoplasm
Molecular function (GO): choline kinase activity; ethanolamine kinase activity
Source: RefSeq, a predicted model, not a curated record